UGGCCAAAUGGAAGAAAGGAGAAGAAAAGAAAAAAAACAAUGGUUACAAUCUUGGUUUUUAUAAUGGCUACUUUGACGGAAGAGGUCUGUUUGGUGGUAACAUUUUCAAAUAUAAGGCGUUCUUGUCGCUUGAGGCCUUAAAAUAGAUGUAUAAAUCUAGCCCCCGGGCUUGAUAUACAUAUCUAGUUUAAGACCUCAAACCUAGGUGACAAAAACGCAGGUAAAAACCUCUAAUUUCAGAGGUUCAGUCAAAGCGUAAUUAAAACAGACUGGUUCCUUCUUGCCGGAUCUCUAAUGUAGAGAUGCUGGAGUACUUGAAGUGGAAAUUCAAGCAAAACUGAAUGCAUUGCUGAGCACCAUUUAAAGACGAAACAUCAAAUUGACUAGGACUCUGCGACAUGUAUAACGUAUUCUACAGACGACUAUCAACGUCUUACUUUAGAAAGCUGGUUUACUAACUUAGAACAAACGCCACUGAAUCGUAGCCAACAGUUACCGGCGCCAUACAAACGACUUAUUGACGAGAUCAAGCAAAACUAACUACGAGAGAACAACUGGAGAACUGACAAUUUGACUAACAAUAGACGACUGUUUAACUGUGACAAUAGAUGGAUCGAAACGCACCAAUCACUGAUUGAAGAUGACUACCGCACAGGUUGUCGAAACGUCAGUCACUGUCAACAACAACAGUCCUAUUCAGGACUACGUUCACCCGGACGAUCAAACUCAACCUUUUGAAAUGACUCCUGGGUUCAAACCUUUCACACUGAAUGCAUAGUUAGUUUGGCCCCAAAUAAAUAAGCUCAGCGCCAGCCUUGCAUUCAGUUUUGCUUUAACAACAACGCAAGGUCAUGAGGGUAUCUGUAAAUCCUUUGAAAUUUGGUCACAAUUUCGUUUUUUCACUGCCAGAGAAUGAAAUAAAAUGUCAAAAACGCUUAUCUUUGCGAUUUACCCAUAUUGCCUUGCGGUCUGAUCGGGAACGCUUUUCGAGAUCUACAAGGUGAAUUGAAAUAGCUGUAAAGCCAAACCAAGAUCCCACUACGCUAAAUGAUCCACGCUCGAUCCACAAGCGAGUAAAAUUUCCACUGGCAAAUUUAUAAACCUUGCUUCGCAACUAAACAAUUUGAAAAAUGAAUAAGGGAGGUGGUCAAUGAUCAGUGGUAGCAAUUGAACUAUGCAAUAAUAGAUUUUCACGGAACGAAAGUUGGUUGUUGUUUUGACAUUCCAUAUCAAACCUUUCAUUCGGCCAAUCAACUACAAUUUUUUUUUCCAGGACCAGUUUCAGAUGAAGGCCUGGGUCCUGUUACUAGUGUUAAUACCGCUGAUCACCUUCAGCAAUGGACGCACCAGAUUCCGCAUGGUUGAAUAUGACGAAGACCAAGGCCACUCCAGGGCUUAUGCAGUCUGCAUGAGGCAGUGUAAACGUGAAUGCUUAAACAACGAAGGAGAAUGCAAACAUCACCCUCAGAAACGGGAGCUCAUUUGCCGGCAGGGUCCAAAAGAUGGUGACUGGAACGGCUUCAAGACCUUCUUGGAUAAAAGGGGUGUCACGAAAUGCGAAGAUUUUCUUGAAUUGAAACCUGCAUUGAAAGAGGACGAGACCAAAAGCAAACACUUUUCAUUUCAGCCGUCUGAGAUCUGGCAGUUAUUUGAAUGA
Messenger RNA from Porites evermanni, 1657 nucleotides. Lineage: Eukaryota; Metazoa; Cnidaria; Anthozoa; Scleractinia; Poritidae. The record is from the annotation of a GenBank genome assembly.